AUGAUGAUGAUGAAGUCGUCCCCGAAUCGCCACCUAAAGAACUCAACCGAAAAAAAAAACAGGGGGAAGGGGAAGGCCGUUGAAAUCCAAUCCGACACCGCAAAAAAAAGCGGUUCGAGAGCAAAGGCGAGAACGUGGACAAAAGUAGAGGAGGAGGCGCUAGCAAUAACGUAUGUUAAGGCCUCAACUUGCCCGAUUGUCGGGAACAAUCAAACGGGUUCUGGUUUUUGGUCGGCAUGUACGGAUAGAUUUAAUAACCUUAUGGGGGAAGGCCCCUACCGUGAUCUCGAAUCCGUUUCGGGCAAGUGGCGGAAAAUGAACAAGUGCGUGAAUGAUUUUAUCGGGAUUUAUAACCCACUUUACAUCAACCGUCCUAGUGGGAGUAGCGACGAGGACGUUCUUAACCUUGCGAUGGCUAGAUGGGAAACAAAAAAUCCUCCUUUCCCACACCUCCGAGCAUGGAACAUUUUAAAGAAAGAACCUAAAUGGGCGCCGAUUCCAAAUGAGGUCGCAACCGCCAAACGUACUAAAACUUCCGAGUCCGGAAGUUAUAGUGCGGGAGGCUCCACCGCUCGUUGUCAAAUCGACAUAAACGACGAACCGGAAUAUGAAGAGGAGCCCGUUCACGAGAUCGAACGUCCCGGCGGAAGGGACAAAGUAAAAAAAGAGGCGGCCGCAAAGCAAAGGGGCCGGCUCGAGUGGAGGGGGCGGCUCGGGUGGAGGUGGCGGCUCGAAGGCUUCAUCGAAAAUGGACGAGUUAAUUUCCGAAUUCUGUUCGUUUAA
Molecule: messenger RNA, 783 nt
Organism: Helianthus annuus (common sunflower)
Lineage: Eukaryota; Viridiplantae; Streptophyta; Magnoliopsida; Asterales; Asteraceae
Product: glutathione S-transferase T3-like
Exons: 2
Coding region: 1-783 (260 amino acids)
Source: RefSeq, a predicted model, not a curated record